AUGUUUAAGUGUUCUCACUGUAAUCGUCGUCGGAGCAAGCUGAGUCUUCGUCAUGGGGACAUCCAGUCGCUGAGGAAGGACUACGUUUCAGGCGCCACCAGCUGGUGCUCGUCCUGCAAGAAGCUGCGUUUCUUUAUGAAGCGCAAGACGGGCUCUGAUUCUGACGAGGCGGAUUGCCAUAGUCUUCCAUGGGUCGAUUCUAUCGAUUCGGUUCCGGUUCAGCAGGGAAAGGGAAAACUUCGGGCUCUUUUCAACUCUCGAUCGAGGGCCCAAAACCAGCAAGCUGCCAGAUUGGCCUUUCACCUCAACAACUGGGCGGUACAGGCUGUUGAUCCUCCCUCUAGGGGUCAGUCCUUCACUAGGUUUCCCGCUUUGAGGCCCAUUAAAGAUCGUGUUCGAGAAGAGUUGCACGACGAGUCCGUUCCGCCCCCCAUUACUCCCCUAAAUCUGUUCAAAAGACCCAAAAGUGUGGAGCGGCUCAGAAAGGUCGAGACACCCAGGACUCAGCUUAAGAGAAAGCCAUCCCCGCCUAAGGAACCUAAAGUCGAACUUCGGGGCAUUGAACGGUUGAGAGCCACUGCGCCUCCACAUUUGGCCACGGCAGGGUUGGAACGGACUUCGCUACCACCUAGAAGUAAUCAACACAAUGAUGCCGCCAAGACUUUGACAAAUAUAAGCGCCUCGAAAGAUCGGUGGCAGCCAACUAUAGCUGCCACUAACCUUUCCAUCAAUGGGGAGCUCCCAGGAACCUCCAAGGCCCAUAGCCACCGGAGUCAAACGGAACCCCCCACUUCAAGCCUGCCAAGAGUCAUCAGUAACAGAACAUUGCAGAGAAAACGCCGUCAGAAGAGCCAACUGGAUAGAAUGCGGUCCAGGUUUGAGGAGCCCACUCGAAAGGAGGUUCAACACCUCGAACACCAGACUCCCCGGAUGAGCCGUCACAGUAGGGAGAAAGGUGGGGCCCACCUUCCACAGACACUCGUGCCACCGAUUGCGGCCAGUGGCCUCUUCGAAAACAAUUAUUGGGACGCAUCGUUAAACAUUUUACUGAAAAGCCACACUGCGUGGCCGCAAAGUUUAGGCUCCCUGGAAUCAUCCACUGAUAUAGACAGCUAUCCCAGUACCGAGGAAAAGGACACUGGAAAAGUGUACCUGAAGGAACUUUACACUAAUCCCUAUUUUAAGCCACAUAAAGUGUACGGAGUACCUGUUCUGAAAGGAUCAGAACAGCUAGAAGUUCCCAAGGAGGUAUGUCUGGUGGCCUGCUCGGCCCAGAGAGCCAGCCUGCAGGCCACAACAUCUGAAAGGCUGAAGACAAAAUUAAUUGAAUGGGAAAGGACGGGAAUUCCGCAUAUCCUGGAACGCCCCAAAAACUAUUUCAGUUCAGUGGCCUGUACGGAGAACGAACUCUUGACUACGAGCACGGAUCUGCUAGAAGAAAACGACAAGCGUUUGGAACUGAAAAUAUCCCACAGCCCUUUGGUUUGUCCCGACUCCAAUUGCAGGCGAGCAGCAUUCAAGAACGAUUACAACAAACAUCUAUCGAUGGAGCACCUAACCCUGUCCAUGGAACGGAUUGGCAUCAGGCAGACGAAGACCUUCAUCCUGGAUUUCAAAAUGGUACACUUGAACAAGCCCAAGUGUCACAUGGUGUACUUGGUGCAGGACAGGAUCAUCGCCACCCAUGGCGACGGGGUAAAGGAUCUGCUGCCCGUCCUGGUGAUGACCGCCCGCGCCAAUCUGGCCGAGGCGAUGGGAUCUACUAAUGGAAACACUGCCCGGUGCAUCAAGGCCGGAAGAGACACGGAGAUGUUUUUCAUUUGGUUGACGAGCAUCAUACCGUGCGACAUGCCCCUCAUGGCCACCUUGUGCCUCUGGGCCACUAAGGGCACUAAGAUCGUCGAUUGCCUCAGUGUCAGUACCAGCCACGUGUACGACAUCCAGGCCUCCCAGGACAUGGGCUCAAUCUGCAAGAGCCCCUCCACCCUCAUGAUCCCUAUUCAUAUGAUAAGCAGGAUGACUGCUAAGGGAACCAAUUUCCUGGUGGUGCAAGUAACGGUCUACUAG
Molecule: messenger RNA, 2067 nt
Organism: Drosophila bipectinata
Lineage: Eukaryota; Metazoa; Arthropoda; Insecta; Diptera; Drosophilidae
Source: RefSeq, a predicted model, not a curated record